This is a messenger RNA of Dentiscutata erythropus, 2136 nucleotides long. NCBI's taxonomy places the organism in Eukaryota, Fungi, Glomeromycota, Glomeromycetes, Diversisporales, Gigasporaceae. The record is from the annotation of a GenBank genome assembly.
GAUGGAGCCCCAAUAACAGAAUUUGAAGAAAAGUACACGACAUUAGGAGGAAUUCUUGGGACAAAUAAUAUAUUACACAUUUCACUUGAUGAGAGAAAAACUAUUAUCAGCGAUUAUUCCAGUCCAUAUGUCACUAUCCACCGGCAUUUGAAUUCUAUUAGCAAUACUCCCGAUAAAUAUACUGUGCAGUUGUCAACCAAUAGGAAGCUUGAUUAUGUUCGAUCAAUUCUUAAAAUGGGACCAAAUUUAAUUUUUUACCAUUCUGAUGAAAAAAUUAGUCGUUGUUCGGAAAUUUCUACUGAUUGGACAGAUAUAGCUUGGGUAAUUAAUGACAGACUCCAGUUAAAAAUUUGUCAAGAGGAUGAUAGAGAUUGGAAUAAACUAGUUGAGCAGUGUGAUAUGGGAUUUACCUAUGAAAAUGAACAUAUUAAAUUUGCUCCUUCACGAGCAUUUACAAUUAAUGUAACAGAAAUUAAUCCAAUAUUUAAUCAUCUUUAUUCCGGAAAUACGGAGCUCGAAUGCAACCAAAAAUUUGAAAGCUUAUUUAAAGAAUGUCUUAUUGUAAAUGGAGAAAUAGCAUCAACUUCUUCUUUACCUUAUUUACCUUAUUUGUCGUUAUUUGCCGGCAUUUCUUACGAUCAAGCAAAUGAACUUUAUAAAUCCCGUCAAGAAACGACAAAAUAUUCAUGCGAGAUUAUAAGCCAGGCAAAGCUAAGUCUUAAUAAGCAGAAUAUCAUAUUGAAUAAAGAUUUCAUUAACGAAAUAAAGUCAGCAUUAAACAAUACGUAUACGAAUGGUAGGAAAAUUAAUGAACUUAGAAAAGUUUUUCGAAAAUAUGGCUAUUUUUAUGCUAAUGAAGUUAUUUACGGUGGAGCAAUUAUUGAGAAUUCUAAGAAUAUUAAAACGAGAAGAAGCGAUUCCGAAAAAGCUGAUAUAGGUGUAAAAACGGGUGUAGACAUGGGUUUAACAAUUGUCGGUGGAAAUGAAGCUUCUUAUAUUGAGGAUAAUAAUGAGGAUAUUAGGUUAUGGAGGAAUUCAGUUAACAAUUCUAAAUAUUGGAGAAUAAUUUCUUACAAUAUAAGACCAAUAAUUGAUUUACUAGAUGACAGCUUAAAACAUCAAAUUUUGGAAACUUUUGGUAAAAAAAUUCUUAAAGCUGGAAUAACAACCUAUCAUACCAAACUACGAAUUCAGUGUACAGAGCCAAUUAUAGUGGAUGAUUUAAGUAAUAUAUUUAGAGACCUUACUUCAAAUCCAUCUCAAUGUCAGAUCUUCGCAUCAAUAAUGAACCAGGACAAACGCAUAUAUUCUUUACGAGUUGAUUACGCAGACGAAAACUCUCCAGCAUUUGUUGUUCAUUACGUUGGUAACAAAAAGAAACUACAAAAAAAACAAAACCAACCUUACGAAAUAAAAGUUAGUUGGAUUAUUGUUGGUUAUCCAGAAAAGUUUAUAUUUGAACUAAGAAAUAGUGAAAUCGACGUUACUAUUUGUGAAAAAAGGCUUGAAGAAAUGGAAAGAGUUGAUACAAACAAUAAUUACUCUUACAGAUGCACUAUCGAUACUUAUCCAAAUACUUGCAGUAAAUUAGGAAUAAGUGUAAUUCAUUCCCCUACAUCAUCUAGCUCUUACAACCCGUAUACAUCAAUUGUGAUCGGCACGCACUUUCGUCUAGACAAUAAAGCAUGCCUAUUUAUCCGCAACCUUGACAUUAGCCAUAAUAAUGAUAAUAUUAUUGAUGGAAUUCCUCUUCUGAAAAUAGCUUACAGCAUCAUUAAUAUGAAAGAUAAUAAACCUCGCUUACUGAAAGCAAAAUGGAAGAAUAAUAUGGGUUUUAGUCUUAAUAUGGGUCUUAAUUCAUUUUUUAAAGAUAAUUCUAAAAAAUUAAUCAUAUGUGACGAAGAUGGGUCUUUUCAUUCAAUUCUUGAAAACUCUACCAAGAAAAAAGGAAAAGGAAAAGAUUAUGAACUCGGAUAUCCACUAUUAGUAAAUAUUAUGAAUGAUUGUGAAUAUCAUGGAUUCGUAAAUAUUAAUCGAAAAUCUCCACUAUACCAUUCAAUGAAUCAUCCAAAUGGCGCAAAUUCUGAGUUUGAAGGUUUUAUUUCAUAUUUAUCACUGUCGAAUAACUCUUUCUAA